AAUUAUAAUCUGUAUUAGUUUUUCCAAAGCUGUAUAACAUUUCAAACUCUCAAGACCUCGUCCUCAAGGGCUGUUUCAGGCUGGUUAUUUGCCUCUAGUUCAAGAACACGAUGGAUAAGCUAACCCAAGAGCAAAUUGAAGAAUACAGGGAUGCAUUUCAACACUUUGACAAGGACAGCAGUGGUUUCAUCACCACAAAAGAACUUGGAAAUGCCAUGCGCUCCCUGGGCGAGAACCCACGUGAGGAAGACUUGCAAAUGAUGAUUAACAGUGUGGACAUUGACGGUAAUGGACAGAUGGACUUUGAAGAAUUCGUUAAACUGAUGGUGGCAAAGAAUCAGUUCUCCUUCAACGAGGAAGAAGCGAAGGAAGCAUUUCGUAUCUUUGAUCGUGACUGUCGUGGUUAUGUCAUGUCCGAUGAGCUGCGACAAGUCUUUCAAACUCUGGAGGAAAAGAUUCCUGAACAUGAAAUCAAUGACAUGCUGCAAGAUCAGAAGCACCAGUUUAACAGGAAGAUCACUUUCGAUGAUUUCGUUCAAUUGACUAAGGAUGGAGUUUGUCCCAAGGAGUCAAAACAGAAAGAACGCGAACCAUCACGCGGCCCCAAAUAUGCUCGGAGAAGGCAAAAGUUUUAUAUUUACAGCUAAAUCGAGUUAUUAUAAUCAGUACUUUGUGUCCUGUUACACAAUGAAUUAAAGCGAGUCAUAUAUUCGGGUAUAUUAUUUUAUCAUGAUACACCGCUCUCUUCCAUGAGUCU
This is a messenger RNA of Orbicella faveolata, 757 nucleotides long. RefSeq names its product neo-calmodulin-like. Gene Ontology annotation, cellular component: myosin II complex. The record is from RefSeq and is a predicted model, not a curated record. NCBI's taxonomy places the organism in Eukaryota, Metazoa, Cnidaria, Anthozoa, Scleractinia, Merulinidae. Gene Ontology annotation, molecular function: calcium ion binding.